This is a messenger RNA of Sporisorium graminicola, 1005 nucleotides long. RefSeq lists its product as uncharacterized. Gene Ontology annotation, biological process: rRNA methylation. Lineage: Eukaryota; Fungi; Basidiomycota; Ustilaginomycetes; Ustilaginales; Ustilaginaceae. Gene Ontology annotation, cellular component: mitochondrial matrix. The record is from RefSeq and is a predicted model, not a curated record. Gene Ontology annotation, molecular function: rRNA (adenine-N6,N6-)-dimethyltransferase activity. The transcript has 2 exons. The coding region runs from base 1 to 1005 and encodes 334 amino acids.
AUGCCUCGAGCAGUGUCUGCAAAGCUAUCAAGGCAGCACGAGCCUUCAGCCGGCCUCAGGCCAGGCUCAGCGCGCUCAGCUGCUUCCGGCUCCAGCGCCGUCCACGCCUCGAACCAGAACUCGAGCGCUACCACCAAGAACCCCAUCUUCAACACAGAUAAGUUCGGCCAGCACAUCCUCAAGAACCCACUCGUUGCACAAGGUAUCGUCGACAAGGCCAAUCUCAAGCCCACUGAUAUGGUGCUCGAAGUGGGUCCAGGCACGGGUAAUUUGACUGUCCGCAUCCUCGAGAAGGCGAAAAAGACCACCGUCGUCGAGAUGGACCCACGCAUGGCUGCCGAGUUGAGCAAGCGUGUCCAGGGAAAACCCGAACAGCGUAAGCUCGACAUCAUGAUCGGCGACUUCUGCAAGACCGAACUACCCUACUUUGAUGUCUGCAUCUCCAACACGCCUUACCAAAUCUCUUCGCCGCUUGUUUUCAAGCUGCUCUCGCAUCGGCCGCUCUUCCGAUGUGCGAUCCUCAUGUUCCAGCGCGAGUUCGCCUUGCGACUCAUCGCACGUCCAGGCGACAACCUCUGGUGUCGUCUUUCGGCCAACGUGCAACUGUACUCCAAGGUGGACCACAUCAUGAAGGUGUCGAGGAACUCGUUCCGACCGCCACCGCAAGUCGAAUCGAGCGUAGUGCGCAUCACCCCGCUCAAUCCGCCUCCUGCGAUCCCAUUCGAGGAGUUUGACGGCUUGACGCGCAUCGUCUUUUCCCGCCGCAACAAGACAGUGCGCGCGAGCUUCUUCGACGCCCGGGGAGUGAUCGACAUGCUCGAAUCCAACUACAAGACCUACUGCGCCGUUAAAGAGAUCAUGCCCGAAGAAGGCAACUUUGCGGACAUGGUCAAGCAGGUGCUUAUCGACACCGAGUGCGCAGAAGACCGAGCGGCGAAGAUGGACAUUGACGACUUGCUCAAGUUACUCGCUGCGUUCCAUGAAAAGGGGAUCCACUUUUCUUGA